Clunio marinus is the source of this 240-nucleotide messenger RNA. NCBI's taxonomy places the organism in Eukaryota, Metazoa, Arthropoda, Insecta, Diptera, Chironomidae. The record is from the annotation of a GenBank genome assembly.
AUGUCAAGCACAUCAACUUCUCGAAUAAGAAAAACAGAAAAGAAGUACGAAAUUAUUCUGAAAACGAAAGCAAACUGUUUGAGAACUAACUUUUUCUGCUUCACCAAAGGCUUUGGAAUUCAUUUCAAUACAAAUGGACUUUUAAAUAACACGGUGCUUCAAGCACCCUUCCCAAAAGCUUAUUUGAUUGAAGCUCUUUUGUUUCAAAGUAUUUUCAUCAAAGUUCUGGAAAAACUUUGA